Dissoconium aciculare CBS 342.82 is the source of this 1772-nucleotide messenger RNA. RefSeq names its product mitogen-activated protein kinase. Gene Ontology annotation, cellular component: nucleus; cytoplasm. The coding region runs from base 393 to 1496 and encodes 367 amino acids. The transcript has 2 exons. Lineage: Eukaryota; Fungi; Ascomycota; Dothideomycetes; Mycosphaerellales; Dissoconiaceae. The record is from RefSeq and is a predicted model, not a curated record. Gene Ontology annotation, molecular function: MAP kinase activity; ATP binding. Gene Ontology annotation, biological process: intracellular signal transduction; protein phosphorylation.
CUUCUUGAUUAUUAGUAUCCUCCGGGUCUCUCUCAUCUCAUUACCUCUUCUUUUAUCUCUCGAUAUUCAUCCUUUCAUAUACAGACAACGAUCCCAACAGGUUCGGUCACAUUGUCGCCGUCGCAUCACUUCACCCGUCAAUCUUUCGCCACAGCCAGCGACACGCUUGUGCAAACCAACACGGUUCUGCCCCACCAGCUCGGCCGAUAUACACUCACAGCUUUGCCCCGCCUCCGCCGCAAUUUGGCUUUCGUCCUCGCCGCCGUCAAACGGACCAAACCGCUCACAAUCACUCGUCUGGAGAAACACCCAUCUCGCCUCGAAGCCCUCUUUGUCGCAUUGUCUGAAACUAGCUCACAUCGCGACACACGCAACGUCAACCGUCCGCGAACAUGGCCGCUCGACCUGCUGCAGGCGCGCCAGCCGCCGCUCCGGCUGCACCGGUGGGUGCAUCGGGAGGUUCGAGAAAGAUCUCCUUCAAUGUGUCGGAGCAGUAUGACAUCCAAGACGUCGUUGGAGAGGGAGCUUACGGUGUCGUGUGCUCGGCGCUACACAAACCAUCGGGCCAGAAAGUCGCCAUCAAAAAGAUCACACCAUUCGACCACUCCAUGUUCUGUUUACGAACGCUGCGAGAGAUGAAGCUACUACGGUACUUCAACCACGAGAACAUCAUUUCAAUCCUCGACAUCCAAAAGCCGCGCAACUAUGAGACUUUCAGCGAGGUCUACCUCAUUCAAGAGCUGAUGGAAACGGACAUGCACCGCGUCAUUCGCACACAGGAGCUUUCCGACGACCACUGCCAAUACUUCAUCUACCAAACACUACGCGCCCUCAAGGCUCUACACUCGGCCAAUGUGCUCCACCGAGAUCUCAAGCCUUCCAACCUACUUCUCAAUGCCAACUGCGAUCUCAAGGUCUGCGAUUUCGGCCUCGCCCGUUCCGCCGCCAGCACAGAGGACAACCAAGGCUUCAUGACGGAAUACGUUGCUACACGUUGGUACCGUGCGCCGGAGAUCAUGUUGACCUUCAAGGAAUACACAAAGGCCAUCGACGUGUGGUCCGUCGGCUGCAUUCUCGCCGAAAUGCUCAGCGGCAAGCCCCUCUUCCCCGGAAAGGACUACCACCACCAACUCACCCUGAUCCUGGACGUUCUGGGAACACCCACCAUGGAGGACUACUACGGCAUCAAAUCGCGCCGUGCACGGGAAUACAUCCGGAGCUUGCCUUUCAAGAAGAAGAUUCCGUGGAAGGUCAUGUUCCCGAAGACUUCCGACUUGGCUCUUGAUCUGCUCGAGAGGCUCCUGGCGUUCAACCCGGUCAAGCGCAUCAGCGUGGAGGACGCGCUCAAGCACCCUUACCUCGAGCCCUACCACGACCCGGAGGAUGAGCCGACGGCGGAUCCCAUUCCGGAGGAGUUCUUCGAUUUCGACAAGAAGAAGGAUAAUUUGAGCAAGGAACAAUUGAAGAAACUUAUCUACGAAGAGAUUAUGCGGUAGACAUCGCAUUUCAGGCCUAUACCUCUGUGUGUGUAGCUUGUCCACCCGAAUACCCCAGCGUUUGCACACCUGUGCUCCCGCCUUCUGGAUGUCCUCGUAUUGACAUUGUUGUUCAAUGCCCAAGGCAUCCGAGUGACCAGCGGCCUCAGGCCGGAAUCUAAUCGGUCUCCAUAGAUACCUAGGUAGUUCAUAAAUAAAGUCCUCACCGCUAAUUAUUAUGUUGGUGAGGUCAUUCUACAAUCAAGGUACUUUUGGAUUGCGCCUGAAGACUUCGUU